AUGGAUCAAUACGGUACUCCAGGUGUGGUUAACACUACCACUGCAGCUCCUACUACAGCUGCAAUUCCUACUAAACCUGGGAUCAACAUGAAUCAUCCUUACUAUCUUGCCCCUUCAGAUUCACCUGGUAUGACCAUUGUCAACUCCAUCUUUGAUAGAAGAGGACUUCCAGGGUGGAGAAGAGGAGUAUUGAUAGUUUUAUCUGCAAAAAAGAAAUUUGAAUUCAUUAAUGGAAUAUGUAAAGCACCAGAUCUGAAUGCAACUGACUAUGAACAGUGGAGUUGUUUUAAUGACAUGGUGAUAUCAUGGUUGCUCAAUUUUUUAUCAAGGGAGGUUGGGGAUAGUGUGAUCUAUUCCAAGAAGGCCAAAGAAUUAUGGGAUAGCUUAGAGCACAGGUUUGGUAGAUCUAAUGGUGCUAAGCUAUAUCAUUUACAAAAGGAGAUCUUAGAACUAGUUCAGGGAACUAACGACAUAGCAGGAUAUUUUACUAGGCUAAAGAGACUUUGGGAUGAAUUAGAGUCUCUUAAUCAUACUAUUUGCUGCACUUGUGAGUGUACAUGUCAAGGAAAAGAAAAGCUGGAAAAGUCCUUAGAAGAUCAGAAGUUAAUCAAGUUUCUAAUGGGUCUUAAUGAUGCAUAUGCAUAG
Molecule: messenger RNA, 645 nt
Organism: Capsicum annuum
Lineage: Eukaryota; Viridiplantae; Streptophyta; Magnoliopsida; Solanales; Solanaceae
Exons: 1
Coding region: 1-645 (214 amino acids)
Source: RefSeq, a predicted model, not a curated record